Messenger RNA from Symbiodinium pilosum, 1268 nucleotides. The record is from the annotation of a GenBank genome assembly. NCBI's taxonomy places the organism in Eukaryota, Dinophyceae, Suessiales, Symbiodiniaceae.
GCUUGCUUCUGGGCUAUGAUACCCUGGGAGCGCAGGCCUAUGGCCGAGGAGAUUUCCGUGAGGUGGGUGUGCUGAUCCUGCGCGCAGUUCUCCUGGCCGCAGUCUUGCUGUUGCCGGUGGUGGUUGCAUGGUCAUGGGCAGAGCAGGGCUUCCUUUUGCUGGGUCAGGACCCAUACGUGGCAUCAUUUGCAGCUCGCUAUCUGCAGAUUUUCCGCCUCAGCAUCGUUCCCCUCGCGCUGUUUGAGGCUUUACGGCGCUUUGCCUUGAGUCAGGGCAUCGCCUGGCCGUUCACAGCUGCAACCAUCGCUUCGAAUCUUUUCGUGGCCUUAGCGGCAGACCCCAUGCUGCGCGCUUGGAAUUUUGACGGUAGUGGCCUCCUGAACCUGGGUGCGGUGACGGUUCAGGCCCUGGCAGGUAUGGCCUACCUGGCUAUCUGCAGGCCUGGAGAAGCAACGCAGGCUUUCCCCGGGUUACGGGGUCUCCGCAGCGCUGCAGAGAAAGAUGGGCUUCGCAAGUUCUUGAAGCUGGCCGUGCCUGGCGUUCUGUCCAUGACCGAGUGGUGGUUCUGGGAAGUCACUUGCUUCCGUGCUGGCGUCUUUGGCGCACACUCCCUGGCGGCCCACACAGUGGCCUACAUGGCUGUGCCGCUUCUCUUCCAAGUGCCGCGAGGCGUCCAGAUGGGGUAUGCGUCACGCGCAGGAGCGCUGCUUGGCGAAGGCCGUGGCCAAGCUGCCAAGAAGGUGGCUUUGGGAGGCCUGGCCGUCGGGGUGUUUUUGGUGAUAUUGGAUGCGGCGCUGAUGUGGGCAGCGCAAGAGGAGUACAUUGCCCAGAUGUCAGGCUCCUCUGCCAAGGAGCUCUCCGCUACGUGCCGCGAGAUUUGGCCCUUUGUCAUUUUCUUCCUCGUUGUGGAUGGGCUGUUUCCCUUGAAUCAAGGAAUCUGCAACAUCCAUUCGCAUCAGGGACGAGUUUCCCUUUCAAUGAUUCUCAGCCUGUGGGUUGUGGGCGUGCCAGUUACGCUCUCCAGCACUGAUUUGGUCAGCCUCUGGAGAAUUUUUCCUCUUUGCUACAUCCUCCUGAACUCGUUGCUGAUCCUCUCUUAUGCCUGCGCUGACUGGGACCUGGCCGCCCAGCGUGCGUCGCACCAGGACAAGGUUAUUGAUGAUGUGGAUGCAGAGAAGGCGACGACGACAAAGCUCGACUCGCCAAAUUGCAAAAAUCUGCAGCCGCAGGUUCUGGGUGCCGAGGAUGUGCAGAACAUCCAGGGCUGA